AUGAUAGAACCAUAAAUAUAAAGUUUAAUUUUAAGAGAUGAAACAUAAUGUGUGUUCUCACCAAAUAGAAAGACUUAAGCCUAUUCCAGUUAUAAUUUGUCAAGUUUGAAAAUAGGAAAAUAAGCAUAGAAAUUUGAUGGUCAUACUAAUAAUGUUUAUUCGGUGUGCUUCUCUCCUGAUAGAACUACAUUAGCAUCUGGUAAUUCAGACCAUUCUAUCCAAUUAUGGGAUGUUAAGGCAGGAUAACAAAAAGCCAAAUUAGAUGGUCAUUAAUAUUCAGUUACUUCAAUCAAUGUAUUAUUUGAUAGGACUACAUUAGCAUCUGGUAGUUAUGAUAAGUCUAUCUGUUUAUGGGUUGUUAAGACAGCAAAAGAGACUCAACCUCAAGAUCAUUGUUACUAAGACCUUCUUUCUUAAUUUAAUUUGCCACUUUCAAGCUAAAUCCAUUUCAUAAAUGGUAUUAUUUAUAUUAUUCUUUAGCCACAAUAGAUCGUAAUAUACUAAGAUUAUUACAAAAUUCAAUUUUGGAAACUUAAGGAGUUUUAAUCUUGAAAGGAGAGUUUGUUGAUCAUAAAGGAUAUGAUUUACAACCACUUUAUAAAUCUAAAGGUGUUUUAAUUUUAGAGAAUGAACUAAAAUAGAAAUUAAAUUGA
Paramecium octaurelia is the source of this 653-nucleotide messenger RNA. The record is from the annotation of a GenBank genome assembly. Lineage: Eukaryota; Ciliophora; Oligohymenophorea; Peniculida; Parameciidae.